Messenger RNA from Odocoileus virginianus texanus, 2238 nucleotides. It is a transcript of the gene PIK3IP1, whose product is annotated as phosphoinositide-3-kinase interacting protein 1. Gene Ontology annotation, biological process: negative regulation of phosphatidylinositol 3-kinase/protein kinase B signal transduction. Gene Ontology annotation, molecular function: endopeptidase activity; signaling receptor binding; phosphatidylinositol 3-kinase catalytic subunit binding. The record is from RefSeq and is a predicted model, not a curated record. NCBI's taxonomy places the organism in Eukaryota, Metazoa, Chordata, Mammalia, Artiodactyla, Cervidae.
AGGCUGUUUACCAGAAGCGCAUAACAAGAGCAGGCCUGACUGCCAGGCUGGGAACGGGAGGCAGAGCCGCCGCCUAGGGGGACCCCGGCUGGACUCUGGUUGGUCAGUCACCUGCAGGACGAAGGAGGUGAGGAUGCUGUUGGCCUGGGUGCGAACAAUCCUCGUCAGCAACAUGCUCCUGGCAGAAGCCUAUGGAGCUGGAGGCUGCUUCUGGGAUAACGGCCACCUGUACCGGGCGGAUCAGCCCUCCCCCGCGCCAGGCCACCGCUGCCUCAACUGGCUGGACGCGCAGAGCGGCCUGGCAUUUGCCCCAGAGUCGGGCGCCGGCAACCACAGCUACUGCCGGAACCCGGACCAGGACCCGCGCGGGCCCUGGUGCUACGUCAGCCGCGAGGCUGGAGCUCCCGAGAAGCGACCUUGCGAGGACCUGCGCUGCCCAGAUACCACUUCCCAGGGCCUGCCAGCCUCCACAACAGGAACUGAGGAGGCUGCUGAAGUGCCAGGAGGAGAUGAGGUGUUUGCUCCUGCCAACGCCCUGCCUGCCCGGAGCGAGGCUGCAGCCGUGCAGCCAGUGAUUGGGAUCAGCCAGCGGGUGCGGGUGAACUCCAAGGAGAAGAAGGACCUGGGAACCCUGGGCUACGUGCUGGGCAUCACUAUGAUGGUGAUCAUCAUCGUUAUUGGAGCUGGAAUCGUCCUUGGCUACACCUACAAGAGGGGCAAGGACCUGAAAGCCCAGCACGAGCAGAAAGUGUGCGAGCGGGAGCUGCAGCGGAUCACCCUGCCCUUGUCUGCCUUCACCAACCCCACCUGUGAGAUCGUGGAUGAGAAGACCAUUGUCGUUCACGCCAGCCAGACUCCAGUCGACCUUCAGGAGGGCAGUGCCCCCCUCAUGGGCCAGGCGGGCACUCCAGGUGCCUGAGCCCCCCCACGAUGGGCAGGAGCCCAUUGCAGACACUGGUGCAGGACCACCUACCCCCCCCCCCUACAGCUGGGAGGAUCUACACUUUCUGUUGUGGUUGAAACCCCCCACUUUUUCUGUUUGAACCCAAAGACAGGAGCAGGUGGCACUGUGGGCUGAGCGAGGCUGGGUAGGGUCCUGCCAAGGCUCUCUCUCCAUGCCAUGGAGCAGGGUUUUGCCCACGGAUAGGGACAGCAGCAGCCCCCGCAGCAGCGCUGUGACAGGGGCUUCCUGUGUCCCGGAACCAAAGCAGGGACGGACAGGGGGCUUCCCCAGCUCCCCUGUGCUUCAUUGUGCAAGGUGGCCUCAGCCUCAGCCUCCCCACAUGCUCGCUGUGGGUCUGAGUGGUGUGCGCUGUUAUUCACAGGUCGAGAGGCGGUGUUUAGAAACGUAUUUAGUUUUUUCAGUAUUUGGGACGCAGUCCCCUCCUGACCAUUUCUAAGAAAUGGAAACGAGUCUGUACGAAAGUCAGCACUGUGGGUUGAGAAGAGGAUCUAGGCGGAGGCUGCUAGGCUGCUGGCAGUGAUGUGCCUUGAGGACUGUGGGCCGGGCCUGGGGCCCUGGGGCUCUUCCUGUUCCGAAAGGAAGGACGGCACUGAACAUUCCACUGAGGAGGAGGGCGAAGUGUCUGCAGCCGCCUCAGCUCCCAGGCGCCUGGGGCGCCCCAGACCGACGGCCUCCCUUCAGGGUGCAGAGUGACCGCUCUGCAUUCCUCAGGGCUGAGACAGCAGCCAGCUGACCUGCAGGAAUGAUGCUGUGGGCGGGGCCUCGGUGUUGGAAGGAUUCAGGACCACACCUUCUUGUGGGGAACCAGGAUGAGGGUCAUGACCCCUAACUUGUGAGACAGUCAGAGACCCACUGGAAGGGUUCUGAGGGUUCCUGACGCCUUUUGGACAGAGCGGGCCCAAAGGGAGUGACGCUCAGGUUCCAAGAGGACAGUCAGCCUCGAGGCCCUGAUGGCACACUUGGGGGCCUCAGCAGGGCUAACCUGUCCAGAGCUUCCUUCCCAAAGCCCUGUCACCGCCCUUCACGGAGGCCGGGUUUGUGGGGCCCUGUCUCUCCAGCAGGCUGUUCCCAGAAGUGACCUGCUGAGGGGAUCUAGACCUCAGGGGGGUCUGUUGUUGGUCAUGAUGCAGAAGAGAACAUUACCGGUUUCUACUUUUCUAUAAAAGCAUUUCUGUGUACCUGUUUUUAUAUACCUCAUUCUGACACCUGCAAAUAAAAGUGCAGGAAAUUGCUCUGCAUUUGACUCAACAUAAAUAAAAUUAAAAAAAAAAAAA